CCGAAUCCCCCCUAUCCCAGAGCUGGCCGAGGGAAUGAAAGCAGCGCGCGGUUGGCGGAAGUGACGACACAGGCCGUGAGGUUGUUGCUGCGCAGGUUCGCUGAAAGAAAGGAAUAACCGGAGACCGACCGACCGAGUUACGUGAGUAUCCCGCUCCCCCCGCACUGGGAACACCGCCACGGCAGGUCCCCGCCCCCACCCAGUGUCCCUCCGUGCCCGGUAACGACUCGCCCUGCCCGCUGCCUCUCAUCCACUGUGGCUGCAACGUAGUCCGUAGCGCAGUGUGUCCUCCGCCUCCGCACGGUGCGUGUCCUCCGGGUUCCCGUCACAGACACACCGCCUGAGCGUCAUGACAAUCCCCGUCCGUACCCGCAGCCAGCCCACAGACAGCCAGCCAGACACCGCACAGAAUGUCCCUGAACUACAUCCCCCAUGAUGCUUUGCCCCCUGUUCUAUAACAACAGCUGGGCUCUGCAUUCUGCCCAUUCCUGGUCUGUAGGUGAUGGGAGGCGCAUAUUGCCAUCUCAUUCCUGGAAAUGUAGAACUGCAUUUUCUUUAUCCUUGUUUAUGUGUAAAAAAAAAAAAAUAUAUAUAUCUAUCUAUAUCUAUCUAUCUAUAUAUAUAUAUAUAUUUUUUUAAAUUUCGUUGUUUUUUUUUAAUUUCACAUAUGUAAUUUAUACAGUGUUUUUUUUCUUCAAAUUUUUCUCCAAUCAAAUAAUUAAAAUAACAUCCAUUUAAAAAAAAAAUAAAAAAAAUUUUUUAGGUAAAUGUUUUUUUCUUUUCUUCUAUGCUGGCUGCUCUCAAAAUUUUGCUUAUUUAUGCCACGAUCUGUCCGUUUUGUCUGCCCGUUACAUAGUGCUGAGUGUUACAUUGAUGCAUUAGUUAAAUAGGGUUUCUCUUGCUACUCAAAACAAUUAGCGUUUUUUUGUUUUUUUUGUUUUUUUUUAAAUCACACCUAUUCAUUGAGAUUGUUAUUGUCCACACAUUCCAAAACAGACUACUUACAGCAGGUAUGUACCAGCGCACUCCUGGCACUGUAACUGGAGCCCAAUGUAGUAGUUAUGGUGUUCUGAGCGUUUUGCAUAGCUUUAGUCUCUGCCACUCACAAAGUAUUCUUCCAAAGAAAACCUAUAAAGUACACCUGGGCUCUGUCCAUUUUAAGGGACACAUAUUGAAGUGAUCUGGAUGCAGUUUCCUUGUUUCCUUGAAUGUGUAAUGUAAAACAUUGCCUUUUUAGAGAAUCAGCAAUGUGUACAUUCGUUAAGACUGCCCCCAGUGGCUGUCUACCAGACGUCGACUAGAGGCGCUUCCUGCAGUUUCAUAGAGUUUGACUCCUUGAAACAAGGCUGGACAUCCUCACACUGUGCCUGAGACGAUCCUGCGUCAAGCAGAACCGCAUAGGAAAGCACUGAGUGAAUGCUUUCCUAUGGGGAAGGACUAAUGUGCACUCGCUGUACAUGCAUUAGGUUCCUGAAUUGAUGGAGGAGACCGACCUAGUACCGAGGGAUAUCUGCGCUGGAAUCGGUUAAGUGAAUUGUUAUAAAUUACCUCUCAUGGAUCGGGGGUGGGGAGGGAGGUUACCAGGUGAACGCGAGGGCAGAGGGACACUAAUGUUAGAAAUACAGCUUUGUAUUCCUAACACUAAAUGUUCCUUUAAUGCAUUACAUUGGAUGUGGUUAUAUAUUUAUACUUGCAACUUGCAGUAAUCAUGAUCCGUUCAAUUGAUCCAUUAUAUAAUCAACACUGGUAGGGAAUUGGAAUUUCUAGAUAUUUGUUAGAUUGUAGCAAUGGUUGACGUGUAUGUAAUCUAAAUUUGAUGCUCACACUUGUGGAAGCAGCCACAAACUCAAUAAUAAGAAUGUUUAUAGAGCUAUAAAUAAUUUUAAGAAAAGUUAUUAGAAUGACAUUGUUUCAGCCCACAUCUGCACCCAGCAAUGUUAUUUUUCUCUUAUUUAUUAUUUACCUAUGGAUGUUUGAAUAUUCUAGCUGUUAAGAUUAAAAAGGCUGGUGGCAGAAAUAUUUGCACAGUAUUGGUUUUUAAAGUGCCUCUGUCAUGAAAUGAUGACCUUGGUGAGUUUCACCUUUUUUUUUUUUUUUUUUUUUUUGUAUGAUGAAGGUGAGAAGUUUUCUUACUAUGUAAGGAGUAACUGAGAAAUACUGCUAGGUAAAGGUACUGAAAUUCAUUUACCCUCCUGUCUGGUUAUGUUACCUUUGCGACCGUGAGGUAGCCCAGGAAUGAGAUUUACCCCCAUGAUGGCAUACCAUUUGCAAAAGUAGGCAACCCAAGGUAUUGCAAGUGGGAUAUGUCCAGUCUUUUAUAGUAGCCACUUAGUCACAAACACACACACAUAUAUACACACACACAUAUAUAUUAUUUUUUUUAACAUGUUUAAUCAUUUUUUUUAUUAAUUUUUUUACUUUCCCACCAGCAGUGGGACUGUCUGACAUUUCAGACAGUCCCCCUGCUGGCAGAUCCACAGCCAGCUAUAGGGGCCAUGUGAUUGCUCUUUGAGUGCCAGGAAAACGAGUAUGUUUUCCUGGCACUAUAGUGGUCCUUUAAGCAGCGUAGAGAAAGGAGAUACUGUAUAGUAGAACCUUGGAAAUUAAGAGUAUUAUAUUUCUUAUGAAACUUUGCAUGUCCUUAUUCUUAAAUCGGGAAUGUAAAACACCAGUACUCAGAAGUCACCAACACAGCAGGUUUAAGUUAUUCAAUACAUUUCUUGCUUUUAUGCUAUGUUGUUUGAGUACAUGAUUAUUUGAAACCCUAAAACUUUGAACUGAUUUCGCCCUCGUAAAUGGAUUGAUAUUCCGGUCAUAAAUAUAAUCCCAUGAACAAAGGUCGCUGAUGUAAAAUCACUUGACAGAUGUAGCAAGAGCUACAUGUGAUUAGCACCAAUCAGAGCAAAAAAAUUGCAUAGGAUUAAAAAUGUGGAGUGUCUUCUGUAGAAUACAUAAGAGUUUUGUAUAGGUCUGACUUUUUAUGAAAGAAGUAACUGCUCUUUUUAAUUCUACUCAUUGUCUGUCAUUUUAAUUUAGUUAAUUCACUUAGUUAACAUACUCGUUUUCCUGGCACUAUAGUGCCCUGAGGGUGCCCUCACCCUCAGGGACCCCCUCCCGCCCGGAAAGGGGUUAAAACUUACCUUUUUCCAGCGCUGGGCGGAGAGCUCUCCUCCUUCUCUCCGCCUCUGUUCCGCCCCGUCGGCUGAAUGCGCACGCGCAGCAAGAGCUGCGCGCGCAUUCAGCCCGUCGCAUAGGAAAGCAUUUACAAUGCUUUCCUAUGGACGCUGGCGUGCUCUCACUGUGAAAAUCACGGUGAGAAGCACGCAAGCGCCUCUAGUGGCUGUCAAUGAGACAGCCACUAGAGGAUUAGGGGGAAGGCUUAACCCAUUCAUAAACAUAGCAGUUUCUCUGAAACUGCUAUGUUUAUUAAAAAAUGGGUUAACCCUAGAAGGACCUGGCACCCAGACCACCUCAUUAAGCUGAAGUGGUCUGGGUGCCUAUAGUGGUCCUUUAAUUCUAUUUUUUCUGCAUUUAAAACUAGCAGGGUUUUUAUAAAGUGAUAAUUGCUAGGAAUUCAGAAUAAAUUCAUAGUGAAUUCCAAAUUAGUGCAAUUGAGAAAAUUCUACAAGUUGGCUAUGCUGCCAGUUCCACUAUUUUGGUCUAAAAUUUGAAAUUCCUGACAAUUUUCACCUUAGUAAAUAACCAGAGAAUAUUGCAACCCUUGAAAAAUGUAUAAAUCUGCUCAAGUCAUUAUUUGGCUAUUUUAAUCUUAUCACACUGCAGUCAGCCAGACCAUUUUAUCUUGUGGUCUGGAUGCAGAGGUACUUCAAAGUAAAAAAUUUUGCAGAAAGCUCAGUUUUUACCUUGAAGGGUAACGUGCCUCUAGUGGCUUUCAUAGAGUAAAACUUGGUCACAUGAUGCAAUGGAUUGGACCAUGCCUGCUCAUGGAGGUUGCAGGAGGCGGAGAGGUAAGCAGUGUUGAGGGAAUUCCUGCACUCAAAACUAUUUUUUUUCUCUUUUAAUGGCACUUGAGGGGCAGUGGAGUACUCUACAAAGGGACGCAAUAUAGCUUUGUAUUUCUUUAAAGGACACUCUAGGCCAGGCUUCCCUAAACUCCGGCCCUCCAGAUGUUGCUGAACGACAACUUCUAUGAAUGAAAUAGGCUGAGAAUCAUGGGAGUUGUAGUUAAGCAACAUCUGGAGGGCCGGAGUUUGGGGAAGCCUGCUCUAGGCAAUAUAAGCUAUCUCUCAUUAGAGAUGGUGCAAUCCCACUAUUUAGUGUCAAACUGUUUUAAUGUGGUUUUAUUUAUUUUUAAUAUUAUUUAACACUGACUUUGCGACUGCAGAAAGGGGCUGGGGGACAUCAAGGGCAUGGAUCCCUUUUCUAACCAUUUAGUGGUUUGUUCACCCGAGUGAUUUUGUAUCCCUUGCAAAGUAAGCAAAACAUUGAAUAGGCAAUGAACAUCCUACUUGAUUAAUGAUUUAAUAAAGGGCUUUUUCAUUAUUGUUUAAUGUGAAUGUGUUUUAAAAAGGAAAUACUUUUUCAGAAGAUGUUAAACCAUUAAGUGAAUUUGUUAGUGGGAGAUUUUAUUGUAUGGAACUUGUCAAAGGCUAUAGACCUGGUUUUGUUUCUUAAAAAAAAAAAAAAAAAUAUCUACCAGUGCCCCUCACAAAAUUAGGUUCUGGAUCUGCGCCUGAACGGCAAGCAUUUCUGCCAAACUGGCCCAAUAUAUGCUGCAGCGCUGAACAUAUACAACCUAGAAAAGUGUUUUGACUUGGGGCGCCUUGGAAAAAUAUUUAAAUAUUAAGGGCGCCUAGAACCUAACAAGUUUGUGAACCACUGCUAUAGACUAUAUAUGCUUUAUUUUGCAACAGUUAAAAAGCCUCUGAAUGUUGUCCGCCAACUGGCAGCACUAAUUGCUAUAUCUGCUUAUCCCCUGUUUUAUAGAAAUAUAUUGCUCUCCUCCCAAAUAUAAGCAAUAUACACACCUAUGAUCUUGGAUAUAUAUUUUUUACAUGUAUAAAGGUUCUCAAUGCAAUUUGAUGCAGAUAUGAUUUGCUUUCUUUUCAGAUCUAUCAUCAUGAAUCCAGUUUAUAGCCCUGGUUCUUCUGGGGUACCAUAUGCAAAUGCUAAAGGCAUUGGAUAUCCUGGUAAGUAUUUAUUUCAACUUUCUUUUUUUUUUCUUGUGUUUUUAAUUUAAGCUAAUUUGUUCGUAAGCGGCACACCUCGUUUUUUUUUCCCCCCUGGAAACAUCGGGCACCAAGAUAAAGGAUAGGAGUACUAGGUUAGGAGGUAAGAAAAAGAACUGUCAGGGUGUGACAAAGGACCCACGUCUGUUAAUGGUACAUUAUAGACAGCAAAACAAAUUUUAGCUUAAUGAAGCCUGUUCUGUGAGGAUAUUUAUGGGGUGAUAUUAAAAAUAUUUCAUAAAAAUUAUCAAAAUUAAUUUUAUAACUUGUAUUAUAUCAAAAAUUAAUAUAUUCUCCUUGAUUGAUUUCAAGCUAAGUUACCCACUAUUUUAACUCUUAUAGACCCUGGAGCAUGUUUAGAGAAUUUGUAUUUCACACAUUAAUCACAUUUAUUAUAAAAGUAUAAUUUAUUGUGACAAUAAAAUGUAAUAUAAUUAAAUAUCCACUGAUUGUCACGCACAAUAUAAGUAUACAUAUGGCAACAGUUUUGACACAAUCACAGAAAGCUCAAUAGCAACAUUUCCGCAUAGAUGCAAAAUGCUAAAUUAUUUACAACAGGACACUUCACUUUGAAAUCAGCUAGGCAUUUCUUAACACAGAACACAGCCGCACACAGCACAGUUUAUAACAAUAAACUUUUGCUGCCAGUUUAAAUCACACUAGUUAACUUUUAUCCAGGUAUAUUUCUGCUUUUCAUUUUUUUUUAAAUAAAACCAGCAUAUUUACCAGCUUUCUUGGUAGAAAUUCUUUUAGGCUUGGAGAUAUAUUCCAUAAAUUGGUGUAUGCAAGUAUGAGUAGAGAUUUGUGAAAAUAGAAAAGUUAUCAGAGUUCUGAUUAAGAAUUUCAAAGUUUCAGUUGGAGGUUUUCAGAGUUCCAGAAUUAGUUGGAAGAGAUGCAGAAAGUUAGGUGUGUCCAGCUUUUGCUCCAGAUCUCCGAUGAAGAUCUCUUCGGCUAUCCUCAAUUUUUAAAGGACCAGCUUCCCUAAAGGAUCACUAUAGGGUCAGGAACACAAACCUGUAUUCCUGACCAUAUAGUGUUAAAACAACCAUCUAGCCCCUCAUGCCUCCAUAAAUAUAGCAAAAUCUUACUGUAUUCAAGCUGUAACUCUGCAUACUGUGUGCCUAAAAAAAUAAAAACAAAACAGUCUGCUGACAUCAAAAGUGGUAGCCUGAUCCAAUCACAGUGCUUCCCCAUAGGAUUGCCUGAAAUUGCCAGCAUGAUUCAAGCACAGCCCUGGCCAAUCAGCAUCUCCUCAUAGAGAUGAAUUGAAUCAAUGAAUCUCUAUGAGGAAAGUUCAGUGUCAUGCAGAAGGAGGAGAUACUGAAUGUUUGGAUGCAUUUUAGGCAGCCAUGACCCAGGAAGCAUCUCUAACAGCCAUCUGAUGAGGGGCCAGUGAAGUUAUCACUAGGCUGUAAUGUAAACACUGCAUUUUCUCUGAAAAGACAGUGUUUACAGCAAAAAGCCUGAAGGUAAUGAUUCUACUCACCAGAACAAAUUCAAUAAGCUGUAGUUGUUCUGGUGACUAUAGUGUCCCUUAAACUUUCUUUACGUAACUAGUUUAAAAUGACCAAUAGUCAGAUGGGCGUAUCUUUUCUACAGGCUAUCAUCUAGAUUUUGGUCAAUAGAUGGUGUAGUAACACCACAAGAAAUUCUCGGCAGGAAGUCCAACUUCCACUUUGUUUAACGGGUUAAUUGACUUUCGUGAUGCGUUAGACGUCAUCCUCCAGAUAUGUCAUUCUUCAAAGGAUUUUCUUAAACUGACCGUCUGGGUUUUUGACCAUAAAAAUAGAUUGACGCAUCUGCACUUUCUUUUACCUUUUCUAAUUCAAUGGAACUUUGUAGCAAUAAAUUUAAUUUAAAAAGUAAAAUUAAUUACUUUCAGUAUUAUCUGUUUCUUGUAAUCCUGUGUCUGGUUUAUGUGUGAAACUAUGUGUGUAGCACUUAGUAAUGUGACAGCAUGUGAUAUAUACAUAGCUUUUACACACAUUUAGGUAAUAUUAGUUUAGUAAUAAUGACAUUUUCUUCACUGGGAUUCUAUCCAUGAAUAUUCAAUAUUAACAUAGGUACAAUUUUUAUAUAUGAUUAAACAUAAUUAUACUUAGUCAAAUAUAUAUAUCUAUAUAUGUGUUUAUGGGCUGUUUAGGCCCUGUUGUUGCAGACAUAAGGUCUUGUAAGAGAGCCUUAUCUCUAGUCAGCGUUUACCUUGACGCAUUCCAUAAUUUGAAUGAAUAGAAUUACAGAGAAAAUGUCUCUUUGCAUUUUUGUUACAAAAUGCAGUUACGUCUACUAAGUGGUGACUUACUGUAUACAUUUUUUAUUUCUCUUACCACAAAUGUGGAAAUACCCUGACAGUUCAGUGUAGAUCAUACCCCUGCAGUUUCAAUGCUCAAUUCUCGAUCUCAAAAUUAAAUCACUUUGUUCAUGCAGCCCUAAUCACACCUUCCUAAACACUUCCUGUGAAGAUCUAACUUCCUUUUGUUGCACAUUCUGUUUAAUAUAGAAUUUAUCUCCUACUGUUAAUGUCCUUCUAGACAAUGCUGUGUCUUCCUGUAAGUAAUUACAAAGCAGGAGAUAAAAACCUCUACAGUAAGAAGGCUGUGAGAGUCAGCCAGGGGAGGUGUGGCUAGGGUGGCAUAAAUGGAAGCAAAAGUGAUUUACGUUGAUCAGUGAAACUACAGGGGUGUGAUCUAUACACCAAAGUGACUUUAUUAAGCUAAAAUUGUUGUGCCUAUAGCAUAUCUUUUAAUUGUGUGUCGGAAAACAAGGGUUUAGAACUGAGUGACCAUUGGGGGAGCUCUGGUGACAUCUUUUACCAUAAACGAAUUGUUCUGAAAUAGUCUUGAGUUAUUGCAGGCUCUUGUGUUUGUGAUAACAGCUGUGUCUAACUGACCUAAAUGAUUUCCUUCUAGCCUUUGAUGUGCCAGUGUAUAGUCUCAAAGAGACACUUGAGUGCAAUGCCACUUUAAUGCAUUUGAUAGGAUUAGGCACCAUUAACAUGCUGUUUAGAGUUUUUGCCCACACACACAAAUGUUGCCGAAUGCUGCAGCAUACACCUGCCUCCUUUGCCAUUCUCACUUCAGAAUAAAUACUUCCUUAUCAAAUGUUUGUACACCGCUCAGCCACUGAUGGCAUGGAGCAUUCUCCACUACAAAGCAACCUGCAUUGUGAGAGGACACCCAGGGAGACAUACAGUAAUACAAAUAAAAUAUAUAAAACAAGGUGCACACCAGAAAAUGGAAGGGUAUGGGAAUAUAUACAAUUACAGGCAUACAGCAAGGCUAUCACUGCCUGUUUGUAGUUUCUAUGAUGGUCUGCAGCCAGAUUAUGAAUUCACAUUAGCUCACUUGGUGCUUCUGAAGUUGAUCUGUGCGCAUAUUUUUGAAAAGAAAGUCUUGAUCGCUGUAAUAAAGCUCUUUGAGAAAGGGUAAGGCAGGCGUGCUGAUUGACGGCCAGAAAGAUGUUUCUCUCGCUAAUUAUAAAAGUGCUGAUUUCUAUGAUUUUCACAAGUGUCUGUAAGCUGACAUGUUCCUUUAAUGUGUGUAUCUUAUUAUAGAAAAAAAAUUCAUUCCAAAUCAUCCUUUGAGGAUGUGUUUUUAGAAGUAUAACACCUUAAACAUAGUCCAUAAUCAAAUCCUGACAUACAUUGAUCAGCCUGCUGGUAAUCCUUGUGGUUGUAUUUGUUUUUAUUAAGCAGGAUUUCCAAUCGGGUAUGCUGCAGCUGCUCCUACAUAUUCUCCCAAUAUGUAUGCUGGACCAAAUCCUGCCUUCCAACCAGGUAAAUAUGCCAAGUAUAAUAUGCCUUUUUACAUUAAACAAAAAAAUACCCAGUAAAAAUACCCUAUGCUAUAAUUUGUCAGUGUUUCUUUUUUGAUUUCUUUCCCAGCAAGGGUGCUUACCUUUUAUAAUAUCUCUAAAUGAAUGUGAGUAAAUUUGCCAAGACCUUAGUUAUACUGACAUAAGAACCUGUUCGUAUUCGCCAAUAUCAUGAACACUUGGGAUAAUUAAAGCAUCGGAUGCAAAUAUAAAAUACCUUUUUUAUAUCUCCAGAACACUUCAGUGUUUGGAACAGUGUCAUUGCCCCAUAAAGCUCUGGGCUGCUCAUGCUUGCUUGGUCAUCUCCUGAAAAGAUAUGAGUGAGUGCACCCUCAAACAGUGCUGUGUGCAUGACAGAGCCUUAUCUUGAUUUGUAUGAGACGUUAUGGAUGUACCAGGACUGCCCUGAAUGCAUUGUAAAUGGGGAACUAGAUCUUUUAGGAAUUAAAUAAUCACUAGCAAUUCUUUAUAACCCCUUCAAAACGAAGGUAGUUGUCCACAUUCUGAACCAAAACAGUCUUGUUUUUGUUAUAGAUUUUAAGAGUUUAAAAUUUAAGAGCUUCUCUUCAUGUCUUCAUACAUAUUAUAUAUUUAUUUAUAAAAUAUUUUACUAGAAGGAUACAUUGAGAUUCCUCAUUUUCAAGUAGGUCCACAAAACAUUGCAUUGAUACAAUAGGGUCCAAUAAAAUACAAAAACAAUAUUAAUACACAAUAGGUGCAAAAUUUUACAGAGAACGUGUAAUAAAUAAAUCAACCAUGACAGGUGCAUUCUGUUUUGGGAUGUGUAGAGGGAGAUCUCUUAAAGGAUUUUAGGCCUGGGGUGUGUAGGAGGUCUUGCGGUGCUCUGUAGGAAAUGCAGGAUCGAGCUACUUUCUUUUUGUAUUGAGGUAGGCUAAAUAAAGUUCUGGUACUGGAUCAGAGGUUAUAGGAGGUGGGAACAGCUGGAGAGAGCAUUCUACUCAGGUAGGGUGGGAGCUUCCCAGAAAAGCUCUUAAACACAAGGCUGGAAAGAUGAAGGGUGUGUCUGGAUUCCAGCGACAGCCAGUUUAGCUCUUUUAACGUGUCACAAUGGUGGGUCCUGUAAUUACAUUGUAGCACAAAGCAGCAGAACAAGUUAUACAAUGUAUUAAGUUUAUUAUGGUGGGUUUGUGGUGAAGGUGCAUAUACUACAUCCCCAUAAUCAAUGAUUGGCAUCGGUAUUUGCUGUACAAUCUUUUCCCUUUACUGUAGGGCUUAGGCAGGAUUUGCUAAAGGACAGAAAGUACUUUAAUUUGAUGUGACAUACAUAUAUAACAUCUCAUUUAAAAUACUAAAUGUUGGCAAUAAUGUACAAUUGUUUACUAACUGUGUACAAUUAGUGCCGCUUAUGAAAAGCAAUUAAAAAUAAUUUUUUUUGUCCUGAUUUUAAUAAGUAGGACUUCAGUUUAUUUUGAAACUUACAGGUCACAGAAUACAAGGAGUAAAAUAAAAUUUCAGUGUGGAGCGAUUUUUAGAAUUUGGUAUUUUUGUGUAAGCUUAACAACUGUCACAGAAAGUACAAUUACCACAUAAGUGUUUUAUAUAAUGUAGGCAUUACUGGCUCUUUACCUUUACCUUUGUCAUUUUUCAACCAGUUUAUGUCAAAGUUUUGGUUAAAAAAUAAAAUAUUGUGUGGUUUACACAUACACAUUUUAACCAGGCAUUAUUCAAAUCUGAUACGUGCCAUUGUGCUCAAACUACCCACCCCCAAGUUAUGCUCUGCAAACUUAUCAGUAAAACAAUAACCCUAGUAUGCCUUUGGCUAUCUUGCGAAAUUAGUGCAAUAUAAGAUACCUGACUAUUUCAGGGUUUUUUUUUCAGUUCGAUUUUGAUAGAUGGAUUUCACGUGCCUAUCCUGCAUUUUUUUUUUUGGGCAGUUUGACAUUUAAAUUACACCAUAAAUGCAUACGAUUUGUGAAAAGAGACAUCAUGGGUAUGUCAUAUGGUAGAUCUAGAGCCUUAUUAUACAGCCAUUUUAACACCAUUUUCUUUCAAAGUUUAUGGCAUUUUCUUUGAGUUUUAAUUAAAUUUUGUGGUAUAUUUAAAUGUUUUACAUUAUUUUAAUUGGAUAUGUAAUAUGUUUUUGUAAUAAUACAGAGCUGAAUUUAUAACCUGCCAAUUGCUGUUUUGUUUGUGUGGUUUUAUUUUUUUUUUUUUGUUUUUGUUUUUUAAAUGGCAAAUUGAAAAUACAUUUAUGGUGCCUUUUGGGGCAUUUUAGUAGCUCACAUAUUUAAAUUACUCCAUAAAUAUAUACCUUUUGCAAAAGUGGACACCAUUGAGACUAUUAUGUGAUAUAUUUACCUAUAUUGAUGUACCCUAUGGAGUCUUGUGGAUUUAUUGAAGGGUUUGCCGAUGGAGUCUUGCAGAAUUUCCAUAGCCAUCAAUGUGUGCGACUACAGCAGACGUCUGCUCCUGGCAGAUGUAGCUGUAGGCACUAAAGAGGACGCGCCGGAUCAAGGUGGCUGCGAGGGACUUGUUCAGGUAAGUAAAACCUACCAUCCUCUGCACCACUGGGCAAAGACCCCAGAAAAUUACAGAACUACUUUAGAAUUCCUUUGAGUGCCUGGAUGACCUUAAAUUAUCACUUGGCACAGCUUUCCUGAGUUGGAAAACCUUUACUGGAUUUUCCAUAUGAUUUCUUACUUCUGAGACUUAGAUGUCUUUCUGAGGUCCCACAUUAGAAGUACUCCCCUCCAAAUGCAGACUGUAUUCGACAUGCCCACUCCUGUUUUAAUUUUGUGGGGGCCAAUGUUGGAAGGUAUACAUUGAGGUGUUCAUAUUAAGUAUUUGGUAUUAUUCCAGUUGUAUUUAAAAAAAAAAAUAAAAUAAAAAUAUAUAUAUAUAUAUAUAUACAUUUUUUUUUUAAGUGUUUUUUUUUGUUUAAAGUGUUUUUUUUGUUUGGCGGGGGAAGGUUAAUACCCUCCUUUUUUAUUACAAAAGUUGCAAUAAGGUGCUACUGAGUCAAAAAGGGUAGAUUCUAGUUGCAUGUGACUUCACUAUUGCCUGAUUUGCGCAAAAAUUCGGCAGAAAGAAAUUUCAUUUAUUUCACAGAUUUAAUUUUACUGUGGGUUUUUACAUAUCGAAAUGCAUACAUUUGUGGAUAGUUAAUAAUGAUGAAUAUCUCCAUGUGAUUAGGAUCUAAAUAAAUAGCCAGUGACUAAUGUGAAGUUCAUUUGGCACUUCCUAUUAUGUACUGCAUGCAAAGGAAAUACAUUUGGACGGUCAUGGAAAAGUUCUUUGUUUGACAUAGUAUAUCUAAUAUUUAAAAUAAAAAAAGUAAAUUAAAGGAACACUAUAUAGAAUCAGGAACGCAAACCUGUAUAACCCUAGUGUUAAAAAUGCUAUCUAGCCCCCUUUGUCCUCCUAAAUAUAGUAAAAUUUUACCUUCAUUCCAAUAUGCUGUUGCUGGCUCUGUCCCUGAUCUGCCUGCUUGGCUGACAUCAGAAAUGAUAAUCUCAACCAGUCACAAUGCUUUCCUGUAGGAAAGCAUUGGAUUGGCUGAGAUUGUUCAGUUCUCAAGAUCUCCGCCAAGGACGCAGGCCAGGCUCACAUUUAAACGCUGCCCUGUCCAGUCAGCAUCUCCUAAUUGAAUCAAUGAAUCUCUAUGGGGAAAGUUCAGUGUGUACAUCCCACAAUGCAGUGUGGGACCUUGAAGAAAGCACUAGGAGUGUGCACACAAUCUACACUUCGUGGGAACUAAAGGUGAAUGGUGAAUUCUCUGGAAAUUAUUUCAUUUAAAAUUGAAAAUUCCUUAUAAAUUGCUUUUUGUUUUCUUUCUUUUUCAUGUGAUGCACUGUUAUGAUUUUAAACAUAUAUUAAAAAUGUAGCCAUUGACAUCACAAUCUAGCUCAGUCCAGGUACAGCCAGGGUGCACACUGCUUUGAAACAGAAAACAUUUGUGGGUGAUUUUUAUCAGUGCUAUAACCAGUAUCUUUUAAUUUUUCAUCUAUCUUCAUAUUUAUUAAAUUUUUCCAAAAAUCAUCUGUAAUGUCUGCUUUUCUUUACCUAUAUUCUGCCAUUGUCGAAAAGCACAGAACUAAUCUAAAUUUAUAAAUUUUGUCAAAAUGGUGUUGUUCUAGGGCACUUUGAUAAAUCGCCUUCAGUGUUUGUUUCUACUCCUCUCUAUGCUAACACUAUGCUAACAUGUGCAAAGGGCAGAGCUUAUAACAAUUGACAGAAUUAGACACAGGCUCUUAAUUCCUCGAAUAGAGGUGAUGCCUGUAGAUACCUACAUUUCCCUUGCAAAUACUUAUUUGUUAAAUAUAGAAGACAAAUCUAUCUGGGGAUGAGACAGGUCCCCUUUAAGGCCUAUAUGCCAAUGGCAUAAAUACAGAUAUUGGCUGAACAUUUUUUUUUUUUCAUCUGUUAAAUUUGGCUACAACAUACAGGUAAAAUCCUCUGCAUUAGAAAGUUAAAUUCCUGGCAUUUUUGCAUGACAUGCGAACAUUAUAAAAAUGUGAAACUGAUCUGAAAACAUAAUGUUAGAAAAAAAGUUUUUAUAAAAACCGUCUCUGUAUGAAACUAAUGUGGCUUUCAUUUAUUCGUAAACUGGAUUUACAUAUGCACAAUUUAGUCAUUAAAAUCAUAUUUAUAGUAUAGAAAACGGUGGCAAAAAUAUUUUACUGUAAACAGGUGAAACCCUCUUGCCCACUUACUAAAAUGAACUAAAAUUCAACUUUUGUUUUCAGAGGUAGAACAUCCAUCAUAUAUGUCUUCGGGUGUGCAAAUGUUCAUGUUCGGGCACACGUUCUCUGCUGCGAGAAACGGUGCAGUAAAUUCAGGUACCUGCUUUGCUUAAACUGUAUAUGUAGCCUUAUUUAUUGCUUUUCCUUGAAAAUCCAAUUAAAAAGCAAAAUAAGUACCUGAGUGCUGUUUUCAGUUUGUCAUCCUAUAGUAAAUGUUAAUUUUUAAAAUCCUUCAUUUUACAAUUCGGUGUGCUCAAAGAGCAGUUCCAAUCACCACAACCACUACAAGUGUAUGCAGUGCUUAUGGUGCUAGGAAGUGGUUUCUGAAAAACUUUAAGUUUUAUUUUUUCUAUUGUGUACAGACUGUUUCUCUCCCUGACACCCACACACUUCUGAUAUAUUUUACGAGAAGUAUUGCUCCACAAUUCCACCUUCCUACAUCUUGUAUAGUUCAAGUGCAUGCAUUUUCAUAACCAUGACAAAUGUGAUGUGCAUGCGCACACACAGUAUUUAUUUUCUGAUCUUUGUAGAGUGCAGAGGUGACUCCCAAACAGUCUUGAUUUUUGUUGCAUGAGAACACUGUAAUUUUGGUGCCUAAGCUUGGGUAAAAGUAGCUGAACUGACACUUUCUUUGAUUUUUUUUUUUUUUUUCUUGGGUUCGUUUUUAGCAGUUUUUGUUUUAACUUGUUAAUCUGUGUAACUGUUGUUUAUCCACAUUUUGGAAUCUCUAACCUCAAUGUGGAGUAAUUCAAGGAACAACCCAAGCACCAAAAUAACCUACAAUCUUUCCAGCAGUUCUGAUACGACGUGCCUUGUUAGGCCAUCUGCAUGCAAAUGCUUUGAACUUAAGAUGCAUGAUUGUAUCUAAACCUCCAUUCACGUUACUGUGAAUGGAGCUGUUAGGAGGAUACAUAUCUUAUGCACCAGUUCCAUUUAUUCAAUCUAAUAUUUUUCUUUAUUGCUGCUUAGUGCCAAAUUAAGAAAACCAUAAACUCCAAGGCAGCAGGUGUUUGUAGUAUAUACAAAGAUAGUGAUUAGUGCUGCUAAAAAACAAGUGCAAUGUUACUAUAUUACACUUAAAAACACGUGAUAAUACAAAAAAGUAUAAAGUGAUUAAGCGCACAUAAAGGAAUGAAUUUACCUUAUGAAAUAUUUAAAUAUAUAUAACAUAGGUUCCUCUUGUAGAACAAUUCUUUAACCUAUAAAAUAGAUCUACAUAUACAUAGUGUAAUCUGUAUUUAUAUAAAAUAUAAUGGAUAGAAGUAGUCUAUAAACUCACAAUUUUUUAAGCCUAUUAAAAGUUGGCUCUGAACUUAUAGAGCAUUUCAUCUCACUCCACGAGAUAAGUAAAGAGAUAUACUCAGCAGUCACAUCCACAGGAACUUAGUGAUGUCAGCAACAAAGAUCCCAGGUGACAAAUGUAAAAAGUAUUUACUUAAACUUUAGUAUAUAAAAUAAAAGCACAACGCGUUUCAACCUCUGUAAGGUCUUCCUCAGGUGAAGAUAUACUGUAUAUUGAACAUGUGAUAUAGAUAUAUAGAUAUCUCUUAAUUACAGCUGGUGUUAAUUGGGGUGCAAAUUCCCUCCCACUUCCAAAUGUGGUCAUAACUGGAUAUGGUUUGCCAUCCCCAAUAUGGCGCUAUUUCCAGUUUAUGACCUUAACCUAUGCCCUCCCACACUUCCGGUGACAUUUUUCUGACCUCCAAUGCGUUGUCACUUCCGGUGACGCAUUGUUCUGACGUCACUUCCUAUUACGUAUUCUCAUUGCGGCGAUCUUUCCACUGUAGCCCUCCCAAAGGGGUGGUAUAUAACGAUUAGGGUCCAUUUUGGAAGUGGGCAUAGGUGCCCAUAAUGUCCAUACAAUAUAUGCAAAAAUAGAAAGAAUAAAGACAAAAUUUAACAAAAAUAUAUUAAAUAUAUAUAAUUUAUUUUAUAAAAACUGCUAAAAAAUGGAAAUAAAAGAUAAUGAAUAAUUGAAGAUUAUAUUAGCUUUAGUGUACUAAUAAUCUUAAUUUUAGUAAUGACAGGAGGCGAAUAUUUGCAUAUCUUUCUUUACUGAAAACUCCAGCAGCAUAGAAACAUAACAACCAAUCAGAAAAAAGUUAUGAUGCCCAUAAAAGGCCCUGUCUAUGACAUCACUUCCUCUUUCUUUGAAGCGAAACAAUAAAUAACAACAAGAGACAUAAUCAUAUUACGUCAACAGUUCAACAACAUAUUAGAAUAUCCAACUCCAUUAGUUCCGCGAUGCAGAGGUAUGGAAGGUGAAUCUUUGUCUCGAUGAGAAGACGUUCACGCUGCAAGAAAAAGAAAAGGUGAAAGGUAUCUGGCGUGAUAACUUGUCCGCAUACAAUAAGCAUAAGCAUCUGAUAUACCAACGAACAUUAGAAUGUGAAACAUAUCAAUAUAUAUUUAUUCUAACGCAAUGAUAUUUAAGGAUCUAUAAACACAACAUAAUGCAAGGUUCAUGUCUAAUAUUCAGCCAAUACAAGACCAGCAAGGUACAGGUCUAAGUAGCAAACAUACAAACCAUACGUACUUACCUUCCUGAACAUAAAGGACAUAUUCUGUUCAACACGAGAAACAUGGGAGGGAUCCUAUAGGGUGGGAAAUAUUCGCCUCCUGUCAUUACUAAAAUUAAGAUUAUUAGUACACUAAAGCUAAUAUAAUCUUCAAUUUUACCACAUGACAGGAGGCUUCAUAUUUGCAUUUUUAAAGCUUUGAAUUGACCAAUGUGAAGGAAGCAUGAGAUGUUUGCUGAAAAUAGAAUUUUCUAAACGUACUCUCUCGCGCUCAGUCCGCGCAGCGUAUAAUGUCGGCUAGGGAAGCGUCGGCCGAAAAGGUUUGCGAGGCCGCCGCUCCCCUGACCGAGUGGGCUCCGAAACAAGGUUCGACGCUAAAGACAAAAACCAGCGGACCCAUCUGGCCAGUGUUGCGGUAGACACCGGUCCAUGAGGGUUCACGUAAGAAGUCAGAAGGUGAUCCGUCGAAUGAGUUCGAAGGGGGUAGAGAUAUUGGUGUACCCCAUUAGCGUUCUGACCACGCAUAGUGUGGCGUCUGACACAAAGCAUGGGUAUGACACUGAAGACGAAUCAGACUUAGUUUGUCUCGACAUGGUAAAGGUAACCCCGUCUGGUGUGAGAGAGAAACCAUCCAUAUCGCAAGCCCUAACGUCCGCCACCGUCUAAAUGAGGCGAGGCAUAAUAAGAGGGCUAGUUUGGCUGAAAGUUGCUUCAGUGACAAACAAGGAUUGUCCGGCCAUUCCCUAAGGAAUCUCAGCACCACAUCCACCUGCCAGAGGCGUGAAUAUUUGGGUGCAGGGAUCUCGACAAUUCGGCACCCCGCAGUAGUCGACAAACCAGUGUAUCUUGACCUACUGGUCUGCCCUGUACCGGAACGUGCGCCGCCGAUAUGGCGGAUCUGAUCACGUUGAGGGAUCGAUAUGACCGACCCAACGAGACCAGGUGUGACAGAUAGUUGAGGAUCAGUGGGACAGGUGCGGUAAAGGGAUCGGAAUCCCUUUCCACACACCAAUCACUCCAGGCCGACCAGGCAGAAAUAUAGCCUUUCCUGGUGCCGGGAGCCUAUGAGUCCCAUAGGAGGUCUUAGUUGAUGCAAUAGGUCGUGAACUGACCAGGAGCCCCUGAAGCCGUCCAGGCAAAUAGUGCCAGUUGUCCUUCCAUGACAAGGGAGUGAGCUUCCCCUCGAGGUCCCGUCAGAAGUAGAGGGAAGGUAGGGAGUUGUAGAGGGUCUUCGCGAGACAUCUCCAGGCGAUCCGGGAAAUCACAGUUGGCCCUGACCGAGGGGUGUCAUGAGCAGGAGCGAUAUCUUGUGGGUGUGUGUGUGUAUCGAAGCACCCUUGCUAUUGUGGAGAACGGCUGGGUCGCGUUUGCAGGGGUUCAUCCAUCGCCCCGUAUCCGAAGGAAGAGUCAAAGGUCGUUUUGCCAAUCCAAGUUUGUAUGUGAAGUAAUCACCAUCGAAAUUCCAUCCUCACUUCCGCUGACAGUGGGAUCCAGUGUCGUAUGAGUGACCGGUGCGUACGUAUCUCACCAUCAGUCGUAGUGGGCCAGGGAAUAACGCUUGUAUGGAGGAGGAGAGGAGGAGAGGAAUCCCACAAUCCGGCAGCUAUCCUUAUAGAGGCGCUCUUUGCCGUAGACAGACGCGGAACGUAGUUCUCCAAGCUGAUGUCGAAACCGAGGAACUGGCCCGAUUCAGAUGGGGAAGCGAUCUUUGUCUGUGUACAACAAAAAACACAUGGAGUCCCGAAAGUGAACGACAAAUUUGUCUGCAAACGUAGCCUGGAUUCGUAAAGAAUCAGCAAGUCUUCCAGGUAUAAGAGGCAUCGCACGCCCAAAUUUACGGAUGUGUGCCCUCACUGGUUACAGUAGGUUCGCGAGCACCACGGAGUCGUAAACUGCCGUGUUUGUCCUCACCAUUGGAAUCGGAGGAAAACUUCAGCAGUACUGACAAGCGUGCGUCCUUGAGGUCCAGAUAUGUAAACCAGUCGUUAUCGCCUAGGAGGUCUUGUAGAAGACGAAUUUCAUCCAUCUUGCAGCAUUUGUAUACCAUGUAGGAGUUCCAUUGAUGUAGUCUCCUGGCUUCUUCUUGACCAGGAAAAAUUUGCUGGGGAGGCCUUCCCCUCCGGUGCAUGUUGAAUUGCGCCCCUCCUGAAGAGGGUGCAGAUUUUCUUGUCCACAAGGCGUUCCUGUUCCGCCAGCGUGCGUAAUGGAGGUGAAGGGGCGACCUGCACGGCUGUGAUAAAACUCUAUGACAUAGCCUUGUACUGUCUGGAGAACCCAGGUGACUUUGGUAGUCGUCUCCCAAUUCUGUAAAACAGAGACAGGUUGCCGGUCAUAAUAUUGGAAACAGUUAGUUAUGUAGGUUGACACACUAGUAGAUGAAGCGGAUGGGUUCCUUUGUGUAGUAGAUGGGAGAAAUAUGAGGACUGUGUAUACGAUCUGGAACCUGUCGCCCAGGAGUGGCUGGUGGCUCAGUUCAGCUACCGACCAGUCCUCCCAGAAACACCUUUCCCCGUAGGGUUGUGGAAGACUUGUUUUAGCGAGGUCUGGGUUUAAUUUAGUGUGGUGAAUAAAUUCACGUGUUUUUUGAGUACUGCAAUGAACACUACGUCGAAUAGUAGGCCUUGUGCUUUUUGGCCGAAUUCUUGUCGUUCCUAAGCCCAAUAGUGUGUUGUCGAUGCGGCCCAGUACAGAUUUGCGUCUGUCGGCGCAUAGUGCGUCAUUUACGUUGCCCAGGAGGCAUAUCGAGCAUUGAGACCAUUCUUUGGAGGUGGUAGGGUUGAGUUGUGUACCCUGGGGUAACUCGGUCUUGAGGCGUGCGCAUCCUUCCAUCCCCCGAGGGUUGCGCAGCCAAUAGUGUUCGUCCAGGAACGUUCCGUCUUCGGCUACUCUGGUUUAGUGCCGCUACAGUUAUCUCUGCCUCAGCCGCCGUCACAGAUUAAGGUUUCCCUAACGUACUUCGAGGAAGUGUGGGGAAGGUCUUGCCGUUCCAUUUCCUCAGACGGUGAGCUGUCUUCGUGUCGCUCAUCUACCAUGUCCAAAGUACGUGGUGGGUAAUAGUCUUCUUUGUCGGAAGAUUGUGGCGGACGAGGUUUGGAUUCCCUGUGCUCCGCCUAUUUGGUCUGAUCGAUGGGCGUCUUGCCCUUGACCUUAGCGGCAGGGGGACUGGAGCCCUUCCCUUGCCGUUUUGACUUGAAGGCUUGUGGGCCUGAGGUCUCCAUCAAGCAGUGUGGGGUAGAGUUCAUAACAGAACCCUCUCCACUGAGGCCGUUACUGUGGCGUUUAGCAUUGCCUAGAAAUCUUGGGAACGUUGAGAGUGUCCACCAUGACUCGUUCCCGUCCUGUUGGGAGAUAGUGUGAGGGUCAGCACGUAGGGGUGUUAGACUCCUGGUAGAACUGGGGAUCACCCAGGUAAAACGGUUUGAAUUGCCUGCUUUAGUAUGUCUGAGAGUAUGAAUACUCGUGCCAAGUAUAGAGGGGUCACCUCUAUUAGUUUAAUCUGGCUACUGAGAGCCGUGGUGCAGGCGCGACUGACUGGUAGUGGUGUCGGUCUGGCUAGCCGGGUUUACCACAAAUGUACGCCAGAGCUGUAUGCACGGUUUUUAACUAUACAGGCUUAUUAUAUAUAGGCGCAUAAGGUCUGCGGCCGCAGGACCCAUGUCUAUUAGGCUGGGUUCAUCCCAGGUGGUGUGCCAUGGUAACCCAGAGGACACCCAUAUUAUAAUUAUUGGCACCUUACAAGCAUUGCAUGCAUAUCUGGGGGUCAUCCCAGGUGGUGUGCCAUGAAAAAUUACAGAGGACACCCACGUUCAAUAUGUACACUAGGCACAAUAAAUAUACAUAUAUGUAUCCCUGUGAAGGGUACACCGCAAUACACUCAGUUUUCUUCUUGAUCCUGCCGUCAAAUCGCAUCCGGCAUGGUACUGUUGCUUUAAUGUAAAACUGACAGGCAGUGUUUAAACAUUCAUAUAUGUCUGUAGUAAUCAGUGGUAAAGUUGCGGCGUAGGCCUCCGUGCAUAUGAUCGGGGUUCACCCCGGGUGGUGUGCCAUGGUAACCCAGAGGACACCCACAUCAAAGGUAGUGGUCUGUCAGUGACCUUGCAUGCAUAUCUGGGGGGUCACCCCAGGUGGUGUGCCAUGAAAAAAUACCCAGAGGACACCCACAUAAAUUUGCACCAUCAGGUACAGUAAUAUAAUAUGACCCUCUGUAGGGUACAAUAAUAUAAAAUAAUAUGCCCUUUGUAGGGUACAGUAACACAAUAUGCCCUUCUAGGGUACAGUGAUAUAGUUGAUCUUGUUAUAGGUACAGUAUAUGUUUUGUAUAACGACUGUGAUAUUGUAUGGCUUCACAAUAAUACAUAGAUUGUGUGCCUGCUCAACAUAUAAUCAUCCAGUGUAAGGCACCAUGAGAGAUAUAUCCAUGAGAAUAAAAAAAAAUUAUAAUUGUAUCAAUAAAUGAAUGUGCCCAGAGAGGGGGAUCCCUGAAGGGGUUAAUCCAGAUGCAGGGCGCGGUGAUCGGGUGAUUCCUGUAGGAUAUAGUAAUAUAGUAUGACCCUGUGCAGGGUAUAGUAAUAUGGUAUGACCCUGUAUAGGGUAUAGAUCCUGAGUAAGGUACAAAGACAUAAUCUCCUUUAAUGCCUGCAUGUAAGUAUUUGUUUGGCAGACACUGUUGGCAGGCACUGUGGCAAAAUACAUUGAAAGAAUACAUGGAGAAAAAACUGAAAUCCAGCUUGCACUCUCCCAUUGUUCACUUGGGAGAGCAUGCACUGUGGAGCCCGGCGGUCGGGUGAGUUCCCGAUCCGCCGAGCAAGCAGGGAAGGCGGCCGUCGGGUAUCUCGCGAGCCGCGAGAUCCAAGAUGGCUGCCGCCCACAUGUGAAGGUGCGCCGCGGAUCGCGGUCGCGCGGUGCAAAACAAAGGGGAUAAAUGCAACACAAACACUGACCCCAGCCUCCCUCCACCCGUCCCCAUACAGUCCCCUGCGGAUACCAGGCAGUAAGGUGGAAAUAAAAAGGGGAAAAAAACAAACAAAAAAAAAAAAAACAGAGGAGUACAGUGAAGGGACAGGAAUAAGGGGGGCCAAGGUAGCAGGUGUUAGCAAUAAAUAGAGUAAUAUAUAGUGGUAUGACAAUCAAAAAAACUGUGUAAAUUAAGAAUCUACCAGAGAGGUAAAAUACUCUGACCUGAUGUAUGGCUGGAGCAGCAAAGAAAGAGGAAGUGAUGUCAUAGACAGGGCCUUUUAUGGGCAUCAUAACUUUUUUCUGAUUGGUUGUUAUGUUUCUAUGCUGCUGGAGUUUUCAGUAAAGAAAGAUAUGCAAAUAUGAAGCCUCCUGUCAUGUGGUAAAAUCUCAACUCUUCCUGCUAUUUUAUAAAUAUAGGUAUACAAAGAACCAGUGAUACACCUAAAUCCUGAUUUAAAAAAAAAAAAAAAAACAUAAAUAGUGUUAAAAAAACAACACAUAAGAAAAAGGAAUAGAAAUAAGAGGAUCAUAAAAUACAAUUAAUCUCAUAAUCUAUAUUUAGCCCUAAAGGGGUUCGUGUCCUCAUUUCAAAAUUCCAUUUUGAUUCUUGUAGACUCAAUUUUUUCGCUAAAUUACCCCCUCUCCAUGAUUAUUUAUUCUAUUCCAUAAAAUUCUAAAGUGCUAGGGUCUGAAUUGUGCUUUUUAAAAAAAGUGCUUAGAUACACUGAUUUAUAAAACCCUUCUUGAUGUUUCUAAUAUGCUCACUAAUUCUAAUUUUCAUCAUUCUGGAUGUCUUACUACUGGUACCCACAUGCACAUUUUAGUAAAUAGAUUAUAUUCUUAGUAUGACCGGAAAUAAAGGUUUUAAUUUUAUAUUUCUUAUUGGUUACCGUGGAAACACAUUCUUUCACAUUUUUAUUAGUUAUGUUUGAAUUGGUACAUGCAUUGCACGAACCACAGUGAUAAAAGCCUGUUUGGUUUUGUGUCCACGUAGUUAAAAAGUUAUUUGUAACCUUUGGGGUCUCUCUCUCUCUAUAAAACUUCUUAUUAAUUUUUGUUUGAAGUUCUUAGCCCCCCUAAAGAUAAAUUAAGGUUUUUCACCAAUAAAUUUUUAUUUCAUGUUCCUGUCUCAGGAUAUGCCAAUUUUUGUAUUUUUUUUUAAUAAUGUGUUAUACUUUUCCCACAUCGCUAGAAUAGUUAAAAAUAAAUGGGAUUUGGUCUCUAGAGAUAUCUUUAGUAUUCUUUUUCCCAUAUUUUAAAAGCGGUGAUCUCUCCAUAGCAGCAAUAUCUUUGAUCUGUUUUUUUUUUUUUUUUUUUGAGUUUUCUCAUCAUUCCCUUUUUCUACAAAUUGUUCUUUUAAAGUGCAUGCGUGUGAAUAAAAAAUCAGGGAGAUGUGAACAAUUUCUUCUCAUUCUUAAAAACUGUCCUUUAGGGAUAUUAGGUUGAUGACAGCUUUUUAUUUCAAUAUAACUAACAUCAACCUGUUUAAAAAAAACUUCGAGUCAUUAUCUGGUUGUUUGAAAUAUAUUUAAAUCUAAAAAAAUCUAUUACUAAUAUUCUUGGUUAAAAUAAUUCCACAGUCAUUGGUAUUAAGAGUAUUAAAAAAAAGUAUUAAAUAAAAUAUGAUACCUUCCAAAUCAAAAAAAUUUCAUCUACAUAUCUUUUAUACAGGACCAGGUUCGCACCGAAUUCAUGGUCUUGAUAGAUAAAUUGUUUUUCCCAAUGCGCCAUGAACAAAUUGGCAUAACACGGUGCGAACCUGGUCCCCAUUGCGUUUCCUUUCAUUUGCAUAUAAAAAUCAUUUUCAAACCAAAAAUAAUUAUUUUCAAGAAUCAUAUUAAUACACCGUAAAAUAUAAUCUCUCUGUGUAUCUUUAUAAAGAUUUGAUUCGUCUAGGGAACAUUUUAUAGCCUCACAUCCUUUCUUGUGCUCAAUUAUUGUGUAUAGGCUGGUUACAUCGCAUGUAACCAAGAAGUAGUCCAUUUCCCGUUUAAAUUCCUUUAAAAUAUUAAACUCAUCGUGUCUUGGAGAUAUGAUUGGCUCUUUUUCACUAAAGGUUGACGGUGAAAGUUGAUGUAUUGAGAAAGAGGUGAUAAGACUGAAUUAAUACCUGAUAUUAUUGGACUUCCAGGGGGAUUUAUGGGGUCUUUAUGUAUUUUGGAAGUAUAUUACUUGCAUAUAUUACUGGUAUUCUAGGAUGUUCUUGUAAUAAGGACAUUUCACCUUGGUUGAUAAUACCAUUAUCAAGUCCUUCUUUCAAAUAUGUUGUAUACAAUUCUUUAAUAUCAUUUGUUGGAUCUUUUAUUCCGUUUUUUUUAUACAUAUUUGUAUCCCCUAGUUGUCGUUUUAUCUCUUCCAAAUAUUGCACUUUAUCCAAAAUUACUACAUAUUACUACAAUAUUAUAUAGAUAAGGGUUUUAUUUUAUAAAUUUCCCUCAAGGCAUGCACGUUCAAAAACUCAUAUCUUUUCCGAUUUUAUAAAUAAAGGGUAAUUGGAUUUGCUCUUUAAAUUUGAAUGUAUAAUAUCUGACUUAUCACUUUGAAUUGUAUUCUGAUUAAAAGGUGUUUGUUUCUUUUCUCUUAAAAAAUAUUUUUAAACAUAAUUUCCUUGUAUGCCUAUUUAUAUCAAGAUAAGUUUCAAAUUUAUACACUGAACAAUGUGGUGCAAAUUUGAACCCCGUAAAUAAGAAAAAGACCAGCAAUAUAAAAGUGUUUAAUUUGUCUAAAAAAAGUGAGAGCACUUUUUUAAGAUAAAUUUAAACACUUUUAUAUUGCUGGUCUUUUUCUUAUUUCUGCAAAAAGCUCUCCCUCCUCUCUUUCCUCUUCUAAAGCUUUAUCUUUUUCUUGGGGUGUCUUUUAAACAACUUUCCCAUCUUGAUCUUUGUUCUAAAAAAGGCACCUCCUCAUCCCUUUUUUCUUGUAACUGUUCAAAACGAUUUUUUAGAGGAAUUUGAAAAGGUUGUUUAUUCUGUGAUGGUAUUUUGUUAUAGGGACUUCCAUGUCUUGGACUUUCUCACUAUACGUAGGGCGAUGUUUAGGGGUAACAGGAUUCUGGACUCUAUAUGGUCGGAUAUUAUCAUUAUGGUGGUGCCUGGAUGGUUUAUUAGGCUCUCUCUAUUAUAUGAUGAUUUCCUAGGAAGUGACGGAACGCAAGAGACUACAUGGACACAAUCAUUGGUCUUGUAUGUGUGGGAGGGCAUAGGUUAAGGUCGUAAACCGGAAAUGGCGCCAUAUUGGGGAUGGCGAACCAUAUCCGGUUAUGACCAUAUUUGGAAGUGGCAGGGAAUUUGUACCCCAAUUAACACCAGCUGUAAUUAAGUGAUAGAUAUAUGUAUAUAUCUAUUGAUCACAUGUUCAGUGUACAGUAUAUGCACCUGAGGAAGACCUUACAGAGGUUGAAACGCGUUGUGCUUUUAUUUAUUUUAUAUACAAAAGUUAAGUAAAUCCUUUUUAUAUUUGUCACCUGGGAUCCUGGAAUCUUUGUUGCUGACAUCACUAAGUUCCUGUGGAUGUGACUGCUGAGUAUAUCUCUUUACUUAUCUCGUGGAGUGAGAUGAAAUGCUCUAUAAGUUCAGAGCCAACUUUUAAUAGGCUUAAAAAAAUUGUGAGUUUAUAGACUACUUCUAUCCAUUAUAUUUUAUAUAAAUACAGAUUACACUAUGUAUAUGUAGAUCUAUUUUAUAGGUUAAAGAAUUGUUCUACAAGAGGAACCUAUGUUAUAUAUAUUUAAAUAUUUCAUAAGGUAAAUUCAUUCCUUUUAUGUGCGCUUAGUCACUUUAUAACUUUUUGUAUUAUCAUGUGUUUGUAGUAUAUGCUCAGCAGCUAUAAAAGACAUUGGAAGCAUUCAUAUUUACUGAGCCACUGGUUUAGUGAGAAUUCCCUGCAGAUGAUGCAAACCCUUGAGAUUUGCAGCACAUAGUGAAAGUUAAAGUAGCUUUUUAAACAUAUGUAUAUAUGUGUAUGUAUGUAUAUGUCUAUGUAUGUGUGCGCACACGCACGUAAAUUGACCCUUUAUCUUAAUAAUUUCCUUACUGCUUUUCAACACUUUAUGUAAGAAAACCUUGAAAAAUUGGUGCACACUCAGGAUUUAAUCCAACAAACUAACUUUUAUUUUCAAAUGGUGAAAAUGACAUCAAUGAUUAACGUUUAGGUCCCUCCAUGGUCCUGCCUCAAGAUAUAUCCUUUCUAAUUUGGGUGUCCUUUUAAGAUCUGCAUUUCUUUCUAUUUUAAUUGCUAAAUGUUCAUAUACCUUUUGAAAAAUGGUUUGCUCGAUAACCGCAUUCAGUCAAUUGAUUAAACUAUCUAUUAUACCAUGAAAGGCUUAGGGACCAUUUAAAAAAAAAAGAGAGCGAAUAAUAUAGAUAUAUAGAUAUAGUAUGGCUAAUUUUCAGUAUAAUGGUGUUUUGAUCAGCAUUGACUAUUUGCCCUCUACGAUUUUUUUUGAUUUUUUUUUUAUUAUAUGGAAGUGUUGCUAUAUGGAACCUCCCUUAUUGUUACAUGAUACCUUUUCUAGUAUUCACAUAUUUGUACAACAAUGUCAUCUCUAAUGGGACAUAGGACUAAUGUUUGUUAUUUAUUUAGAAAUGGGUUGACAAUCUGUAUUCUUAAUUAACACAGUAUGGACUCUGUCUGUGUGAAUUUCCAGUGCUGAAAGCUGCAUUUAUUUAUUUUCUUCUCCCUUCUAUCUAGGAUACACACCUGGAACGCCAUACAAAGUCUCCUGUUCACCCACCAGUGGGGCUGUGCCACCUUAUUCCUCAUCCCCAAAUCCUUACCAGACUGCAGUUUACCCAGUACGAAGUGCCUAUCCACAACAAAACCCAUAUGCACAGGUACAUUUCUCUCUGAAAAUCUUUACCAGCCAAAUCAUUUUUGCUUUGCAAAAUUAAAAUCAAUGCAGGAUGCAUCUUUGAAAGCAUGCUUUUAAAGCCUAAAUAGAUGCUCCAGACUGGAUUUGAUUGUGUGUAAAUCUAUCUAUACAGGAGAGAGAGAUGUCUAUGGGAUAUAUAUAUAUAUAUAUAUAUAUAUAUAUAUAUAUAUAUAUAUAUGUUUGUUUUUUUUAGUGUUUUUUUUUUUUUUAAUUCUUUGAAUUAUAUGGUUUCGCAUAUCAGGACAUAACCUCACAUGAACAACACAUUCCCUUUUACAUUGUCAUGUUUUAUUUAGUCAAAAUUUAGAAGCAAUGUGUGGAAAAAUGAAGUACACCUGUAAUGCUGCCAUGGGAUUUAAGGCAGGUGCUGCUAAUCAUAUGCACUUGAUUAAUUGAUCCGCUAGAUUGACCACCUCUAUAAAAGCCAAAGUUUUAGCAGUUUGCUGGAGCAUUCAGGUGUGUGUUAACACAAUGCUAAGGAGGAAAGACAUCAGCAAUGAUCUUAGAGAAGUAAGUGUUGCUGCCCAUCAAACUAGGAAGGGUUAUAAGGCCAUUUCUAAAUAUUUAAAGUCCAUCAUUCUACUCUAAGAAACAUUAUACAAAAGUGGAAAACAUUAAAGACCAUUGCCAUCCUAGGAGUGGAGUGGCCCAGCAAAUAUAUUCCAAGGUCAGAUCAGGCAAUGCUCAGAGAAUUUGUAAAGAACCCAAGAGUUACAUCGAAGACUCUACAAGCCUCAGCAUGUUAAAGUUCAUGAUGAUACAAUUAGAAAAACACGGAAAAAAUAUGGUUUGUUUGGAAGGGUUGCCAGGAGACAGCCUUUUCUCUCUAAAGUUGGCUUAGGUUUGCAAAGUUGCAUCCGAACAAACCACAAGACUUCUGGAACAAUGUCCUUUGGACAGAUGACACCAGACUAGGCAUGUGUGGGCCACAAUGCACAGCGCCACGUUUGCCAAAAACUAAACACCGCAUAUCAGCACAAAGGCCUCAUAUCAACUGUCAAGCAAGGUGGUGGUGGGUUAAUGAUCUGGGCUUGUUUUGCAGCGACAGGACAUGAGACUCUUGCAUUCAUUGAAUCCACCAUGAACUACUCUGUUUACCAAAGUAUUCUAGAGUCAAAUGUGAAGCCAUCUGUCUGACAGCUAAAGCUUGGCUGAAAUUGGGUCAUGCAUCAGCACAAUGAUCCCAAGCAAAUCACCUGAACUGCACUACUCCAUUACCUGUAGAGGCAUUCCUAGUACAUUUGAUUUAAUAAAAAAGUUAUGCGGAGGGAGGGGGUAGGUGUAAAAUUGUGAUUUUUAAAGUCUGUGGAUAGUUAAUACAAUGUUAAAAAUCUGCACACCAGUCAAGCCAUCACUGCAGAUUUGUGAUUUCUUUGGGAAAAGCAAGUCUUAUGGCUUGACUGGUGUGCAGAUUUUUGUUUAACAUUGUAUUAGCUAUCCACAGACUUCAGGUGGAAGGGGUUUUCAAUCACAAUUUUACACCUACCCCCUCCCUCCGCAUAACUUGUUUAUUAAAUCAAAUGUACCAGGAAUGCCCCUACAGGUAAUGGAGAAGUGCAGUCACCAUGCCAUUUUAGAACUUGGUGUUCUCUAUCGUUUCCUCUAGCUGGAAAGAAGUGAUCGUUCACAUUUUUACCAUUAGAUGUUCUCUUUUGCUUGAUAAUCGAAUUAUAGCUCUCCUGGAUUGGAGGCAGACAAACUACUGUAUUUAGCCACCCUAGUGGGUUUUUUUUUGCCAACCGGCCCCUAUCAACAACCUUUGUAUGGAUGGACAAUGACUCUUCCCUUAUAUAUAAUUUGCACAGUACAUUAGUUUUCAUAUAAUGGUAUAUUGUCAUUCAAAAUGUAUAUACCGCCAACAUAUUCCACUGUGCUUUACAAGAUUUUACCACUGCUUUAACCAGCCAGUACUUGUAAAUCCAAGAACGGAGGAGACACAACUGUGCGUAUAGAAGUGCAGCUUUAAAUAAGGUGUAAGCCAAAAUGUUGAAACUACACUGAACAAAUUUAUAAACGCAACACUUUUUUUUUUGUUUUUGCCCCCAUUUUUCAUGAGCUGAAUUCAAUGACCGAAGACUUUUUUUUUUUUCUAUGUACACAAAAGGCCUAUUUCUCUCAAAUAUUGUUCAUAAGUCUGUCUAAAUCUGUGUUAGUGAGCACUUCUCCUUUGCUGAGAUAAUCCAUCCGCCUCACCGGUGUGGCAUAUCAAGAUGCUGAUUAGACAGCAAAGGCCACUCUAAAAUGUACAGUUUUAUCACACAGCACAAUGCCACAGAUGUCGCAAGUUUUGAGGAAUGUCCACCAGAGCUGUUGCCUGUGAAUUUAAUGUUUAUUUCUCUACCAUAAGCAGUCUCCAAAGGCAUUUUAGAGAAUUUGACAGUGCAUCCAACUGGCCUCAACCGCAGACCCACAUGUAACCACACCAGUCAAACCUCCACACCCAGCAUAUUCGCCUCCAUGAUCGUCUGAGACCAGCCACCCGGACAGCUGCUGCAACAAUCGGUUUGCAUAAGCAAAUAAUUUCUGCACAAACUGUCAGAAACAGUCUCCGGGAAGCUCAUCGGGGUCUCGACCUGACAGUUCGUCAUCCUAACCAACUUGAGUGGGCAAAUGCUCACAUUUGAUGGCAUCUGGCACUUUGGAGAAGUGUUCUCUUCACGGAUGAAUCCCGUUUUUUUACUGUACAGGGCAGAUGGCAGACAGCGUGUAUGGCAUUGUGUGAGUGAGCAGUUCCUGAUGUCAUCGUUGUGGAGAGUGGCCCACGGUGGCGGUAGGGUUAUGGUAUGGGCAAGCGUAUGUUAUGGACAACGAACACAGAUGCAUUUUGAAUGCACCGAUACCGUGAGGAGAUCCUGAGACCAUUGUUGUGCCAUUCAUCCAUGACCAUCACCUCGUGUUGUAGCAUGAUAAUGCACGGCCCCAUGUUGCAAGGCCCUGCACUCAAUUCCUGGAAGCUGAAAACUUCCCAGUUCUUGCAUGGUCAGUAUACUCACCGGACAUGUCACCCAUUGAACAUGUUUUGGAUGCUCUGGAUCGGAGUAUAUGGCAGUGUGUUCCAGGUCCUGCCAAUAUCCAGAAACUUCACACAGCCAUUGAAAAGGAGUGGACCAACAUUCCACAGGCCACAAUCAACAAGCUGAUCAACUCUAUGCAAAGGAGAUGUGUUGCACUGUGUGUGGCAAAUGGUGGUCACACCAGACACUGACUGGUUUUUGGACCCCACCAAUACAGUAAAACUGCACAUUUUAGAGAGGCCGUUUAUUUGUGGCCAGCGUAAGGCACACCUGUGCAAUAAUCAUGCUGUCUAAUCAGCAUCUUGAUAUGCCACACCCGUGAGGUGGAUGGAUUAUCUUGGCAAAGGAGAAGUGCUCACUAACACAGAUUUAGACAGAUUUGUGAACAAUAUUUGAGAGAAAUAGGCCUUUUCUGUACAUAGCAAAAGGCUUAGCUCUUUGAGUUCAGCUCAUGAUAAAUGGGGGCAAAAACAAGUGUUGUUUAUAAUUUUGUUCAGUAUAUGUUGGAUACGUGUAAAAUAAAAGCUUUAACUGCAAGUGUCUCCUCAAUUCUGGAUUUGUAGUGAGGGAAGUCUGAGAUUAUUUUAUAACAAGUUAUGCCUUUUUAAAGCACUUUCAAAGGACAAAUCUGAAUUUAAAAAUACCAAAGCUAUAUAUUAAAAGUGGAGUUGAUACUUGGUGUAUUUAAAGGGAAACUCCAUUGCCAAAAUAAAAAAUCACUGUUUUGUAUAUAUACCCCCAAUAAAAACUUGCAUGCAUUUAAUUUUGCUUUAUUUUUUUCCCAUUGGAGUUAUAUCUACAAACAGCAUGCAAAAACUACACUUAUCUUGUCUGCUGCCUUUGCAAACCUUCCCCUUCUAACCCUGUACAGACUUUAUGUAGCUAUCCAAUUACUUAAUGCAGUUCAAUGAGAAGUCUUUGCAAGGCUUGUGCUCUGAGCAGUUGCUGCCUCUUGAGUUUUUCUCCACUGAGUUAAACAAACCAAAAAGUAACAGGACAGGUUGCUAGAGAAGCCAGGUGGUGUAACCAGUACAGUUUAUCAAAGUUUUAGUUUCUAUUGAAGUCUACACUCUUUAAAAAAAUGGGGGUGGGGGGGAGGGGGUAGACACUCUUCACCCAUAAAGCUUUUCAGCAAGCUAAAGUGCUUUAGGGGUUUGGAAUGUCCCUUUAAGGGAAUACUGCAAGCACAAUCUCCACUAAAAAGCACUGUAGUGGUUAUGGUGCCAGGAGUGUGCUGGAAUCCCACCACGAUAUGGUGUGAAACUAUUUUACAAUAGAAUAAAAUCCUACUUGGGAUCAAUCGGACACCGCUCCCCUCUUGCACUACUUUCCAUGGAGAGGCGGAAGCUCUCUACUGGUGCAGGGCUUAGUUCACCGGCUAAUGCUCUCAGGAGAGCUAAUCAAUGUUCCAUAGAAUCUUCCACCUCUCCAGCGUUAAUGGUGGCUAGAAGCAAAAAUUUAAACUGUUUUGAUUUCUUACAAAGGUUGUGCCAGUGCACUCCAGGCACCAUAUCCACUACAGCAUGUGGAAUGUUCCUUUAAAUAUCGAAUCAACGGGGGCGGAGCUUGGGAGCAAGACGAGACAGAUUUCAUUUCCAACAGCUCCCGAUCUGCCGACACUAUUUUACAAAUGAAGACCUCUCACGGGAGCCCUUCACCCUCCAAACCACUCACAUCAACCUCAGGAACCCUUGCCGCAUCAAUCGAUGCCUUUUAUGUACGCACCGAAGUAGACCAAAGUGAAACGCAAGCCGGGAGCCUGUGCGCCCUCGGCUUCCCCUGUCUGAAGACUUUCCUCCUCGGGUCACGUCUGAGCGACAUUCCCGCUGCCAUGGGGAAGAACACGACAGCCCCCCACAGCGCUGAAGCAGCGAUGGGGAGACGAUCCCAAAAACCUCAGCCAGGUAUUCCGGCCGAUCAGGGCUAUAUAGGGACACUACUACAGCGCCAAGCGCGCCCCAAGAUGGCCGCUGCAGAAGGCCCAGUUCUCUCUGUUCCCUCUCCACAGCCAGUCCAGGCCAAGCCACCGGAACAGCCUGCACCUCGGAGCUCCCAACUCCCAGUUACUGCCACAUCAGAUGGUUCUGCUACAAAACAAGACCUGCAGAAUAUGCUGCACGAAUUCCAGAAAAUCCUGGCAGCAGAGCUAGCACUUCUCCAUACAGGUAUACAGCAGAGGGUGCUAUGCAGGAUAUGCAGAAUGGAAUGUCUACAAUGAACAAGACAAUCCUACAACUACAAUCCACCCAGCAGGCAUUUUCACUGCAGCUGUCAGCCCAAGAAGAUAGAUAUAGACGGAACCACAUUAAAAUCGGGAGCAUACCCGCAACAGUAACUGUUGAAGAAAUGCCGCACUACAUCAGAAGACUCUUUGCCUCCGUACUGCCUCCGUCGGUAGCCAAAAAGAUCACCCUGGCAGGUAUAUACCGCCUCCCUACAAGGGCAUCACCAACAACACCCCUGGAUGGGGAUGUAAUCCUGCGCUGCUCCUUACCACAGAAGGCCCAAAUCAUGGCUGCCCUGAUGGGUCGAACCCCACUCAUGUUCGAGGACUUUUCCUUUUACCAGGAUCUAACCAGAGCCACACUUCAGUGGCGCAAAUCACUGAGCCAACUUACAGGGCACCUAUAGAGUGACCUACAGAUGGGCGGCACAAAGAUCGCUAAUCGUCACACACAAACUCUCCUCUGAAAUUGAGGCUCCUGGGCCCCAUGAACUUAACACCCACUACCCCUGCCCAGACGCCUACCCAGACCUGGGACGCAAACCAAGUGGUGCCGUUUGUGCCUAGAAAUGGAACCGGAAACACUGAGGAGGCAGACCACGACCCCAAAAAUCGGCAGCACAAGCCACAGCCCAAGCUGUUUGUUUAGGUUUAUGGUUUUUACAUGUUCACAUUGUUCUUUUACACCUCUUCCUCAUUUCUUGUUCUAGAGCACCAAAUUACACUCCGCAACUACGGGGAGACGUCUACCAAUGGAGACCCCCCCUCCCACCCCCUCGAAUAGCAUGACAGACCCACACCAGUCUUGCAACCCAUGCCAAUCUAAGCUAAAACAAACCCCUCCUUCCCCGACCCUCCCACUGGUCAGGGACGACCACCCCUCACAAGUAAGCCCUCAAUAGAUCCUAACUACCAUAUCUUCUAACAAAGGUGAGACCAUUGUAAGGCAAUCUCCUAGUCAAUAUGUCGACACAAGCAUACAACCCAAUCACCUCCAGACACCAUCUUGUACUGCACUACCUACAAGUCAGCAAUCUUGCAUAUAAUACCUCGGUCCUGCCUCUGACCACACAUAUGCCACUAAGCUCUCCCUAGGAAGACUCCUCACAAUCUCCUUUACAUUAAAGUAAUCAAUGUCUAUCUCCUCAUGGUUACCUUGGGUCAUAACCUUAUGUGCACCCUAACCAUGACACCUAUUGUUUGUUAGUGUUUCAUUGACGCACGUGUCACAUCAUGCUAUUACUAUAUAAUAUGCACAACGAAAAUAAAGAAUUUUUUUUAAAAUUGAAUUUAUCUGCUUUUCAUAUUUUUUUCAUUUUUCUUUUUUUUCAUACCUACAUAGUACAUUACUUUUGUGUAAUUUGUCUAAACUGUACAAAAUGUACACUAUUUUAGUACAUUUAUUUGCUCAUGCACAAACUCCACAUAUUGCGUUCGGUAAUGUAUAGUUACUAAAAGUGAGCUCUCUGCUGAUUGCCCAUUUAUCAUUACAGCAAGGAGCAUACUAUGCACAGCCUCUGUAUGCAGCCCCUCCUCAUGUAAUUCAUCACACUACUGUUGUACAACCCAAUGGAAUGCCAGCAACAAUGUAUCCUGCUCAGAUCCCUCAGCCUAGAGGUAAUGGAAUGGCCAUGGGAAUGGUUGCUGGGACCACAAUGGCGAUGUCUGCAGGUACCUAUGACUUUUUGUGCAUAUCUUAGAUUACUAGCAAACUAGACGUUAAGUUUUAAACCAAUAUAUGCAAAUAUUUGACUGUUCCAGGAAAAUUCUUCUUCAUAAAAGAUCACAACACUGUAAGAAUUAAAUUGCAUACAGAUAAGUUAAAAAUGUUUUGUAGUGUAUUGCGGAAAAAUGCUCUGCUUAACAGAACCCAGUAAUCUCAUAAUAUAUUGCCUAUCAGAACAUGGUAAUCUGUGUUUAAAACUAAAUCAUUCUUUUAACCUUUGCUUGUUUUGAUAAAAGCAAAAGUUCAAAUUCUGUUGAAACCUCAAAUAUAAACCUAUUGGUUUGUCUUUACAUAAUUAAGGUAAGCUGAACAUAGAUCCUGACCCUUUCACAAUGUACACCGACCUUAUGGCUCUCUGAAAUGAAAGAUUGCGGCAACCUGGUUAAAGGGACAUUCCACUGCCCAACUCUAAAAAUAAAUCACUGUUUAGUAAAUAUAAUCCCAAUAAAAGAUAUGUCAUAAAUGUGUUUAUUUUUGGGUUUGUUCUAAAAACAGGUUUUCUUGUCUGCAGCCUUUGCAAGCCCUCCCAAAUUAUCUGUGGCUAUCCAAUCACAGACUUCCCAAUGCUGCUCAAUGAGAAGUCUUUGGCUGGCAGUUGUUUAGAGCAGUUGCCUGCCUCUUGAUUUUAGGUCCCUUGAGCUAAGCGACCAGGAUGUAACAGGACAGAUAUUUAAAUGUUCAUUGGGAUUUGAGAGAGUGGCCAAGUAACUUUAUUUAUCUUUAUUUUCUCUAUUCGGUUUUUAUUGUAAGGACAGGUUGUCUGACAGCCAGGUGGGUUACCAUGGUUCAUUUAUAAAAGUGCCAACUUCUAUUAAAAUCUUCACUUUUUGUAAAAUUGUAAAAACACUUGAAGCACUUCAGCAAGCUGGAGUGUCCCUUUAAUUCCAUGUAAAAACUAGCGACUCGUUUCUUGUAGCUUGAUACAGAUUGGAAGCAUGUUUCACUCUGAAACUUGAAUGUAUGCUUCCUGGAAUACAAUUGCACUUGCCUUUGCUAUAUCCUUUUUUUGUCUUUGGGCUUUGUUUAAGUUUAUCACCAUUUUAAACUUUAAUAACUGUUAAUAAUAAAGAAAUACAGGUCUGCAGAGAACCUGUGAUGUGAGCCAGUCUAAAUUUUAUUUAACAUUUAUUUAUUUUUAUUAUAUGCUGAUGCAUAAACCGGUUAUGACUGCCAUUUCCUUAGAAAUAAGUAUCUAAAGUGGUUACAGAUUUACUUUAAGUUAUUGCUGCUUUGUAGCUGUUUUUGUGUUUUAGGGGAAAACUGAUUUGUUAAAUUCAAAAUAUUUUGAGGGAUGAUUUUUGGAUUUUUUUUUUUUUCUUAGGUACUUUGUUGACAACCCAUUCACCAACUCCGGUACCCCCUCAUCAAGUCACUAUGCCUGCUUAUCGGCCACCGGGAACUCCUACUUAUAGUUAUGUCCCCCCACAAUGGUGAUUAGCCUACCAGUGUAAGUUACUGAGCAAUAUGUGCAUCACCAUGUCAUGAUCCAUUUACAUUGCCUUGCCUGGUUAUAUUUCCAGAUUGAUUUAACUGCUAACGAAUGUAAAUAUCUACACAAGAUCUGUGCAGUAUUGGGAAAUGUAAAUGCCUGGCAGUUUUACGGCACAUGUUCCAUUAUUUUAAGGUUUUGUGGUGUCCCUCUCCUGUCCCAGUCCUCUCUCUCUCCGGUCCCACUCCCCCCUCUCAUUUCUGUCAACUGCUUCUCCCUACUUGUUUCCCAUGCUUUUUUCACACACAAUCUAUGGUUGAAUGUCCCCAAUUUUAGUGAAUAAACCUACAAUAAUUUACUCGCCAAAAUCUGAGUUGUAGCAAAAUUAAACCUAAAUGGGGUUAAUUAUAGUAACCAAUUUGUUUUAGCCUAACAUUUUCCAUGUAGUCAGGAGAGCUCAUUCACCUUAAUAAAGUGAUAACCAAACAGAAAACCAGGAAAAAAAUAUAAAAUAUUCCAUUAACAAUAAGUCCUGUUUCACAUCACUGUACAUAUGUUUCAAGCAUCCUACUGGUUGUGUUUUGUGUUUUUGUUUCUUUCUACAUUUGUUUUGGAUUUAUUUAAUGAUUGCAUAUUGUGUGCUAUACACAAAUUUGAAAGAAAGUUUGGAUACCUGUUUGUGUAAUUUUAAUGUUCAUUGUCCUGCUCAAAUGCUGGGACUAAAGUCCUUUUUGGAGAACAUGUAGGGAAACUGUGAUCUAAAAAUAUAUGUAGAAUUGUCUAGACUCCUAGAUAAACGUAGAGCACUUAAAGAAGAAGGCACCAUUCAAUUGCUUUUGGUUUGCCUAUUUAUGGGUGGGCUGCCAGAAACCUGUGCUGUGUGUUGUAGCAGUAAAGAAAGCGUAUAGGCAUUCAGUUUUGUUGUGCAAGUCGCGUGGACUGCUCUCAGCAGUAGAAUGGUGUAAUCUGCUAGUGUGGUGUGACAGCAACUAGUUUAAAGGGACACUAACUAUAACAACUACAGCUUAUUGUAUUUGUUCUGGUGAUUAUAAUCAUUCUAUUCAGGCUUUUUGCAGUAAACUGUCUUUUCAGAGAAAAUGCAGUGCUUACAUUACAGCCUAGGGAUAACUUCAUUCAGUGUCUCCACACUCUGCAUGCAGACACUGAACUUUUCUCAUAGAGCUGCAUUGAUUCAAUCCAUCUCUGAAGAGAUAAUGCUUGGUCAGGGCUGUGUUUGGCUUGUGUUGGCUCUGCUCCUAUGAUGUGAGCCAAGGAGGCAGAGCAAAGCCAUCAGCAGACUGAAAAAAGGUAAGAUUUUGCUAUAUUUAGGGGAGAAAAGGGGGACCACUGGGAAUAGAUGGUGUUUUUAACACUAUAGAGUUUAGGGAUACAUGUGUUCCUUUAAGUCUUAAAAAGUAAAAAAAAAAAAAAUGUUCUAAGAACAUUUUGUUUAAAACAACUAUCUGGUUCUUGCAACUAAACAGGCCUAAUCCAGCUGCUAAAUUAUGUGCUAUUUAUCAAUGCAGACAAUGCUUACAAUAUUAAUCAGUCUAUAGUCAGGUGAAACUAUGGGAAGUGAUACUUUCAUGAGCCAUACUGUGUAUGCAAGGGGGGAGGGGGGAGGGUUGAAAGACUCAUCUAUUGUUUAGUAUUGAAAUAAGUUCAUUUGUCUUACAGGGAGCCAUAACCUAUUUUCAUUAUGGCAAUCAGAUUAUUGUAUUGAACACUGUCACAGAGGCUUGUGUGCAUACACUGGAUUCAUUGACGGCACAUUAGAUUGAAGUGUCUGUCAGGAGACUUAAGGAUCAUUGGAGAGAUUGUAUGGGAUAGUGUACGAAUCUCUUAUUUUAUUUAUUUUGUUUUUCCAAUCAGAGACCCUGUUUUGUGUUUGGUUUUUUUGGUAAUGACAAAUGUGACACUUUAUUAAUUAUAGUACGCUCUUGCACAGGUUUGAAGAUGGAAGAUAUGCAACAAAGAGAGAGGCUUAAUAGAUGGUGAUGAAGCUUCCAUGCCUCCAGCAAAGAGUUUCUUCCUUUUUGAAUGAUCUCAACACUUUGUCUAACACUAAUUCAGGAUCCAAGAAGAUUUCCAUUACUGCAUAUCUUAACAUCUUGGAACUCUAGUGGUUGUCUUAUAACGAAAAUCCUGUUUUGUGGACAGUCUUGCAAUUUUUUUAGCUAACUAUAACGAUAAAAAAGGGAGUAAGUAUAAAGUUGUUUCAAUCUAUAACUAGUUGAAUGCAUGUUUAAAACACAGAAAUGAAGCUUGCACCGUUUAUUGCAGUGACUUAUGCAAAAAAACAUCAUAUGCAAAAUCCAAAGGAGCUGAGAAGAGGUUUAAGAAGACCUUGUUUCACUUGUGGAUUGGUAGAUACAUGCAAGGUCAUUUGUUAAUACUAAUCGUCCCAUUGUGUACGUUGAGUGUUGCUCAAACGUAUUUGAAGAUUGCUAUUAGUAUAAUGGGGCCACGUUUUAAAAGAAAUAUAUAUAUAUGAUCUCCAGAAAAUCCAAUUAGUGUACUUCAAACUUUUCAUGGUUUCUUUUCUUGUUUUUUUGUUUUGUUUUUUAUGUUUAUAUAGGAAUAGCUGACUCCAUUUUUUUUUUUUUUUUUUUUGGCUGGUAUGUGAAUAUAGAGAAUUUUAUUCAGUGUAGAAUGUUUUCAGGACUGCAGCAAUCAGUGCUAUAAUAAAAAUGGCACGAAAGACUGAUACAUAGAUCUAACCACCCACACAGGAACAGCAUUCACUUAUCAGUAUUGGCUUUACAGUAUUCAUAGCUUAGAGAGAAUUAUACUUCCAGCAUUCCAUAAUAAGGUGUUUUGGUUAUUUUUCUCUAAAUCGGGGAUCAGAUUAAGUCUUGAGUCUAUGCACACAAAAUGUGAACAAAAAGUGAAAGCUCACAUCUUUCAGUUGAUACGAUACAGUGACUUCAUUGUAAAAGGUGUGGGUGUGGGUGUUUCUUUUUUUUUUUUUAUAGCUUUACAUAUUUUAUUUAUCUUUGCUUUUUAUUUUUACAUCUUGUUGCAUAUUUUGUUUUCUCCAAAGACAGUAGUCUUACCAUUUUUACUUUUGUGUUGAAGUCCCAUAAUAAAUAUGGUAAAAUUUCCAAAUUCUUAUCUUUUGUAUUAGUUUUUGAGUCAUGAAGGAUUUUGAUACACUACUGUAUUCUUUAUAAAGUGUCAUGUUACAAAGUCCAGUACAUUUAACCUGCAAUAAAUUAUGCAGCAUGUAAUGGGAG
Messenger RNA from Pelobates cultripes (western spadefoot toad), 37679 nucleotides. NCBI's taxonomy places the organism in Eukaryota, Metazoa, Chordata, Amphibia, Anura, Pelobatidae. The record is from the annotation of a GenBank genome assembly.